Molecule: messenger RNA, 2289 nt
Organism: Diaporthe batatas
Lineage: Eukaryota; Fungi; Ascomycota; Sordariomycetes; Diaporthales; Diaporthaceae
Product: Sec63 complex subunit SEC66
Exons: 3
Coding region: 205-912 (235 amino acids)
Biological process (GO): post-translational protein targeting to membrane, translocation
Cellular component (GO): Sec62/Sec63 complex
Source: RefSeq, a predicted model, not a curated record
UGCGGUCGCGCUGGCUUCCCCGAUCCUCACCUUAACGUACCCUCCCUCCCCACCAGCCAGUCGCAGACGUGUUGGCGCACUUAAUUCCCACUCCUCUUUCAUCUGUCGCUGUCGCUCACUUCUUUCCUUGUCUCCUGUAUUGUCCGUUAAACCCCAACUUCUUUUCCAAUUCCGCCAGGCUUCCUGCCCAGAUUGCCGUGCGCCAUGUUCUCCCUCGACUGGAGGGGACUCAUCCUCCCCAUCUCUUACAUACUGGUGCUGGGCGGGACCUUUGUUACGUUCUCCAGCGUCUACAGGAAGCGCAAGGCUGCGCAAAAAGCAAACCUCGAGCCGUGGUUCGGCCCCCACCUGCAACGAAAUGUCUACCUGUCGCUACUCCACAUGGAGCCCGAGGAGGGCCAAGAAAAGGCUCCCCAGGUCCCCCAGAGCAUCCUGCGUGCUGCCCUUAUACGUCGCGCAGUUGAAGAUAUCCACCGCAUCAUCCAAAUCCGCACCGCGAAGCAGGCAUGCUCGACCCUGUUGCAGAGGGGGAGUGUUGGCGAUGACUUGUGGCAGAGGUUCACGCGCGCUGAGAGCGAGAUGGAGGCUGAGCUUCGUGAUGUAGUUAUGGAGGCCAAUGGACUCUCUCCAAACUGGGGCCAGAGCAUCUUCCAGAGCGCGAACGAGCUUGCCGCAAAUGCCAUGUUCCAGAAGAAGAUCGAGGAGAUAACCGCCAAGACCGCCUCCGAGAAGGAAUGGUGGGAGAAGCGCCGCGCCGCCAUCUCGUCCGAUUUCAUGAAGGAGCUGGACGAGGAUGUGGACGGCGAGAAGUCGCGGCCCACGACGGCCCAUAGCGAGGACGGCAUCCUGGUCGACCCGAGCUCACCAGGCGAUGGCACUGGAGCUUCCAAGAAGAGGAAGGGGAAGAAAUAGGAGAAACCCCCUCGCAAGAGAAGAUCCAGCGCUCGGAAGAGGGCUUGAGCGUACCACGACAGGGCCGGACGCUGCUAUUCCUGGCUAUCGGUUGCGCACCUGUGACUAGACAGGCCACGCGUGGACGGCCUGCUCGUGGACAUUGUACAAAUUUCACAUUAGUUCUACGGAAUCCUGAGCCUCACAUUCCAGCUCGGCAUUCACGGCAUUGCUACGGUUGCGCGGCGUUCAAGGCUUACUUCUGUCUAGAUAAUCUGGGAAUCAGACACGUUUCUUGAUGGGCUCCCGGGGAUUAAAUGAUAAAUUCUUGCUGCGAUAAAAAUCAGGACUAAAUCACCGCGACUCCUCGCUAUGGAUCUCUCUCGAUAGUCUCGAGACAUUCUAUGGCAAUCUCUGACAUGCUCGACCGGCUAGGAAAACAACAUGCGACGCUAGAUGCCGAUUGGGAUGGGGGUUGAUUGGACGUGAUAUAGAGGCUUCCGGGUGUACGUUCGUCAUUGAUACCAUGGUAAUUUCCUCCUCAUGGCGUCGUCCUCGUCCUGUUUUAUUCGGGCCUGUCUGGCCUCCUCCAUGAUUUCAUCCUCGGUCUUGAUAUGUAAUGGCGUCUCGCACUUAUUUCACUUAACUGUCAGUCUUCAGCCUCUUCUCUCGCCACUCUCCACGGCGACGUCACCGCCGUCUUGUUCCAGGGGUCUGUCCAAGGCAGGGGAAGAAUAAGUACUCACACCUCUGAGCCCGAUGAACUUUCCGAUCUUCCUCCGCUUCUCCUCGAUUCCCAGCCCUUCCUCCCAGGUGAUCGGGCAAGGGUAGUGCCGCGUCCACUGGCAAGGCGUCCGCUGGUGGUAGAAGUGCGCGAUCUCGUCCAACUGCGCGUCCGUCAGGAGCCAGAAGUUGAGCAGCGUCGGCGGGAAGCUCGGGUGGAUCUGCCCGCUCGUCAGCUGGACCAGCGGCGCGAGCGGCAGCGACAUCUGCCUCAGCUUGGCCUCCAACGCCUCGUUGCGAUCCGCCCGCCGGGUGCCCAUGCUGCUGCUGUAGCUGUCGCCCACGGGCACUCUUGGUUGAGACGGUGAUGGUGGGGGCUGGUGUUGUUGUGUGCCCUGCGGGCCGUUGUUCCAGUUGCUCAUGGUUAUUAGAUGUCUCUUUGGAUGGUAGGCAGAGAUGAUAUGUUCUUCUCGAGACGAGGAAGAAGCGGGUGGGGUGUGGUGAAUAUUAUCAAAAAGAGUCUGUCAAACCGUUAUUGCUUAAAUAGAAGAAAUUUGAGAAGCCAAAAAGAGGGAGCUUCUUUCAUCAAUAGUCAAAACAGUUGGAAGGCCAAAGAGAAUGAUGGAUGGGUGGUGUGUGUUACAAGAGACUGUGUGUCAGUUGGCUAAGGCCAUC